AUGCAAGAAAAGAUUGUCAAAAGAUUUAAGUUGACUGAUAAAGGUAUAGUUAAUGAGAAAGAUGAACCUUAUGAAAGCCUAACAGAUGCUGUAUUUGUACUUCUUUUAUCAAAUAAAAUUGGAUAUAUCAUGGUGAUAUUUGAGAAAAAUGUAUUGAAGGGAAAUGCAUUAAUAAAAUCUUAUAUUACAAUUAAUAUAGAAUAUAAGUUUUCAUAUCUACAGAGUACAACCAAAGAAUCUAAGAAUUGUAUAGAAGGUAAAAAUUCCAAAAUUCAUGAUAAAUAUCUUCCAUAUUUUUAG
This is a messenger RNA of Funneliformis geosporum, 300 nucleotides long. The record is from the annotation of a GenBank genome assembly. Lineage: Eukaryota; Fungi; Glomeromycota; Glomeromycetes; Glomerales; Glomeraceae.